Molecule: messenger RNA, 1555 nt
Organism: Osmia lignaria (orchard mason bee)
Lineage: Eukaryota; Metazoa; Arthropoda; Insecta; Hymenoptera; Megachilidae
Source: RefSeq, a predicted model, not a curated record
AGCGCAAAAAUGGCGGCCAGCAAAGUGCGCCCGCUAUUCGGUCUGAUCCCGAGGAAACUUUCUUUCCUUUACAUCUGUUCGACAAGUUCGAGUCGUCGCCUCUUUCGGCAGCGAUCAGGUAAUUUCGAUAUAUGUGAUAUUAUUUGGAUCAGGAAAGAAACAGAACGUUACGAUACAGGUAUUUGGAUACAAAUGGCGAAUCGCAACAGGACGAUCCGAGGAAAUCGGGAAAGGAAUAUCUGCGGUAUCUUAGCGCGAGCCCGAUCGCGACCGAUCGAAGCUACUUUACGUUAUGCGAUUCGAGGAACAAGUGUCUCGAUCGUCAAGAACAAAACUGGCAGAUGCAGAAACCCUUCUACGUCGAAGAGCCGAGUUGGAUUGAGAUCGAUAAAGAUUAUGGAGAAAGUCAACCGCUUCAUCGUUUGAAAACCACCGAUCCUUACGUUAUAUCGCGAGGUAAGAGGAUCGACGGAGUUGUCGAUCACUUGAAAGAGGAAUUGUUGAGGAAGUCGCAGAAUUUCGAUGUUUUUAUUCGAAAUCGUUUCGUUGAUAAGAAAAAUAAAAGGUUUUCCGAUUUGAAAUUAAAAAAUGAAAAUUACGACAAGGAUAACGACGAUGAUGAAAAUUACGAGGACGGGGAGGAGCAGAAAAGACAAAGGGCAGGGAAGAAUACGUCGCAAGAAAUUCGAAUUCGUCCAAAGAAAUUUCACUCAACCAACGCGGAUCAUUUUGUUGAACAUUUUUUCGACCCUUUUUGCAUUAUCGCAGUUAAUAAAGGUAUGCACAAAACGAAUCGGUGCUUACCCAUUAUCAAACCCGUGCCUGCACUGAUUGAUCUCCUACGAACGAGUGGACAAAACUUUCACUCGAGCGACAAAAUGGACGAUCAUCGAUUCGAGGACGACAGCGCGUUAUUCGAAAGACCGAAAUCGAAGCGAUUCGACUCAAACUUAUAUUCGAACUUUGAUCUUGCCGUGAAAGAAAUAUUGGAGCGAUUAAUAGAAAUUUUAGAAUGCGAUUCGACGCAAUGCAGAGAUCAUUUUGGAAGAGCGAUAAAAAGAACGAAGCUCGGCGAUGGCCGAGGAAUGUUGGAGGAUUUAUUGAACAAGUCUGAUCCAUUUUACGUGGCGAGAGGUAAAAGAGUACCUUCACCUGUUAAUGAAUCAAUGAAUGCAAUCUAUGGGAAUGAUCGAAAUCUUUGAGCGAUUUCUCCUUCUUUCGCUUCCGAUUUAAUCUUCUUGCUCAAUGUUUGUCAAAAUAAAAUUACGCAACGAGUGUUGUUAGACCUGUUGUUAAUUAAUACUUUCCCUCGUGUUCGAACCUGAAGAUCAUUACUCGACUGAUACUCAUCCGAUUGUUCAGUAUUAUUAUUACUCGUAUGAUGUACCUAAUUCUAUAUUACAAAGCACAUGUAACAGCGUGAUCUUAACGCCUACGGAUGACGAGGAACGCGUCGUGUCGUUGCCAAAGGAAAUGCUAAUGCGAAUAUACAAAGUAUGUUAAAUGUUCUGAAGAAACGUAGCAAGCAAAUGAAUCUAUCGACUGGAAUGAAUAG